This is a messenger RNA of Suncus etruscus (white-toothed pygmy shrew), 1707 nucleotides long. Its product is annotated as inactive tyrosine-protein kinase transmembrane receptor ROR1-like. The coding region runs from base 1 to 1677 and encodes 558 amino acids. Gene Ontology annotation, molecular function: ATP binding; protein kinase activity. The record is from RefSeq and is a predicted model, not a curated record. NCBI's taxonomy places the organism in Eukaryota, Metazoa, Chordata, Mammalia, Eulipotyphla, Soricidae. Gene Ontology annotation, cellular component: signaling receptor complex. Gene Ontology annotation, biological process: multicellular organism development; positive regulation of canonical NF-kappaB signal transduction; protein phosphorylation. The transcript has 2 exons.
AUGGGUCCCAGUGAAAUACCAGUUGGCUGUGUGCAAGAUUCAAAGGAUUCCAAGGAAAAGAAUAAGAUGGAAAUCCUGUACAUUCUGGUGCCCAGCGUCGCCAUCCCCUUGGCCAUUGCUUUGCUUUUCUUUUUCAUCUGCGUCUGCCGAAACAACCAGAAAUCGGCAUCCCCGCCAGUCCAGAGACAGCCCAAGCAUGUCCGAGGCCAGAACGUGGAGAUGUCUAUGCUGAAUGCCUACAAACCCAAGAGCAAAGCCAAAGAGCUGCCCCUUUCUGCUGUACGUUUCAUGGAAGAAUUGGGCGAAUGUGCCUUUGGGAAUAUCUAUAAGGGCCAUCUCUAUCUCCCAGGCAUGGACCACGCUCAGUUGGUGGCGAUCAAGACCCUGAAAGACUGUAACAACCCGCAGCAAUGGACAGAAUUUCAGCAGGAAGCCUCGUUGAUGGCGGAGCUCCACCACCCCAAUAUUGUCUGCCUGUUGGGUGCUGUCACCCAGGAGCAACCCGUGUGCAUGUUGUUUGAGUAUAUGAAUCAGGGUGACUUGCACGAGUUUCUUAUCAUGCGCUCCCCACAUUCCGACGUGGGCUGCAGCAGUGAUGAAGAUGGGACCGUGAAAUCCAGCCUGGACCACGGAGAUUUCCUCCACAUCGCCAUCCAGAUAGCAGCAGGCAUGGAAUAUCUGUCCAGUCACUUCUUCGUGCACAAGGACCUGGCCGCUCGCAAUAUCCUGAUAGGAGAGCAGUUGCAUGUCAAGAUCUCCGACCUGGGCAUAUCCCGAGAGAUUUACUCUGCCGACUAUUACCGGGUGCAGACCAAGUCCUUGCUUCCCAUUCGUUGGAUGGCCCCAGAGGCCAUCCUAUAUGGCAAAUUCUCCUCCGACUCCGACAUCUGGUCCUUUGGGGUGGUAUUGUGGGAGAUCUUCAGCUUCGGCCUGCAGCCCUAUUAUGGAUUCAGCAACCAAGAAGUGAUCGAGAUGGUGAGGAAGCGACAGCUGCUACCUUGCUCAGAAGAUUGCCCUCCUCGUAUGUAUGGUCUCAUGACCGAAUGCUGGAAUGAGAUCCCGGCUCGCAGACCCCGCUUCAAAGACAUUCACCUUCGCCUGCGCUCCUGGGAAGGCCUUUCCAGCCAUACCAGCUCCACCACACCAUCAGGGGGCAAUGCCACCACGCAGACCACCUCCCUCAGUGCCAGUCCCGUGAGUAACCUCAGUAACCCUCGCUACCCCAACUACAUGUUCCCCGGCCAGGCCAUUCCAGCCCAGGGCCAGAUUGCUGGUUUCAUCGGUGCCCCCAUUCCGCAGAACCAACGCUUCAUCCCCAUCAAUGGGUACCCCAUUCCUCCAGGAUAUGCCGCCUUCCCAGCAGCACACUAUCAGCCUCCGGGGCCUCCCCGAGUUAUCCAGCAUUGUCCACCCCCCAAGAGUCGCUCCCCUAGCAGUGCCAGUGGUUCCACCAGCACGGGCCAUGUCACCAGCUUGCCCUCGUCAGGCUCCAAUCAGGAAGCUAAUAUUCCUUUGCUUCCACAUAUGUCGAUGCCAAACCAUCCCGGAGGAAUGGGCAUCACCGUGUUCGGCAACAAAUCACAAAAGCCCUACAAAAUAGACUCGAAGCAGCCCUCUUUGCUAGGAGACUCCAAUAUCCAUGGACAUACCGAAUCCAUGAUUUCUGCAGAACUGUAACCAGUGCUUCUCCUGGCCUGGAAACUUGUC